GCUAUGGAGCCAGUAAGAGAGGGGAACUGCACGGCAGUGGCAGAAUUCAUCCUGCUGGGGCUUGGAAGAGGAUCAGGUUUUCAGAUUGUGCCCUUUGUGACAUUCCUGGUAAUUUACAUAAUAACUAUGCUGGGAAACAGCUUCUUGGUCCUCAUCAUUAGAGCCGACUCCCAACUUCACACCCCCAUGUACUUCUUCCUCAUGAACCUGUCGCUCUUAGACCUCUGCUACUCCACCACCAUCGCCCCCAGAGCCAUGGUGAGCUUCCUAGCAGGGAGAAAAGCCAUUUCCUACAAUAGAUGUGCCACCCAAUUCUUCUUCUUUGCUCUCUUCCUCACCACUGAAGCCUUCUUCCUGGCAGUGAUGGCAUUCGAUCGAUACACCGCCAUCUGCAACCCGCUCCGGUAUCCCACCUCCAUGUCCAAAUGGGUUUGCAUUCAGCUGGUAGUGGGAUCGUAUAUUGGUGGCUGUGUGAAUUCCAUGGUGCAAACAGGCUUCACCUUUACACUGCACUAUUGUGGGUCUAAUGAGAUUGAUCAUUUUUUCUGUGAUGGCCCGCCCUUGAUUAAUCUCUCCUGCAGUGAUACAUACAUCAAUAAUCUUGUGAUGUUUACCUUAUGCGGUCUCAUCAUAGCAAUUACUGCCCUGAUUGUGCUUGUAUCCUACAUCUAUAUCAUCUCAACCAUCCUCAGGAUUCGCUCUGCCGAGGGUAGAAGAAGAGCCUUCUCCACCUGUACUUCCCACAUGAUGGCUGUCACUUUGUUUUAUGGGACCACAGCUUUCAUGUAUGCCCAGCCUACUUGGCUGUCUUCUCUGUACCAAAGAAAAGUGGUGUCUGUGUUUUAUACCCUUUUCAUUCCUAUGUUGAAUCCCCUCAUCUACAGCCUUAGGAACAAGGAUGUGAAAAAUACUUUGAGAAGGACUAUGGGCAAGCAGUGUUUGAAAAAAUAA
Molecule: messenger RNA, 951 nt
Organism: Dermochelys coriacea (leatherback sea turtle)
Lineage: Eukaryota; Metazoa; Chordata; Testudines; Dermochelyidae
Product: olfactory receptor 12-like
Exons: 1
Coding region: 4-951 (315 amino acids)
Biological process (GO): G protein-coupled receptor signaling pathway; sensory perception of smell
Cellular component (GO): membrane
Molecular function (GO): odorant binding; olfactory receptor activity; G protein-coupled receptor activity
Source: RefSeq, a predicted model, not a curated record